This is a messenger RNA of Adineta steineri, 1755 nucleotides long. The record is from the annotation of a GenBank genome assembly. Lineage: Eukaryota; Metazoa; Rotifera; Eurotatoria; Adinetida; Adinetidae.
AUGGAUUGUCAUAAGAAAAUUCAAAUAAAGAUUUGGCAAUUGGUUUUCAUAAUAUUUUUAAGUAUUAUUUGUAUUGUUCUUGCUUUAACUGGAUGGUUUCGUACGAUAGAUCCAGUUGGAUAUCGAAAUUUGACUAAAAUUAAUAACGUUACAAGAAUUUUUAAUGAAAAUAAACGAUUAUUAGCAUCAUUUUUGGAUGAUAUUGGUUCACCACCUAAGCUUAAUAAUCCGCAGUCUUAUGUACAAUGGACAGUACUUCAAAUGAAUGAUGUUUAUGAAUUAAUACCAUUAGGUGGUGGCACGAAAGGUGGUUUAGCACGUGUAGCAACAAUUCGACAAUUACUUUUAAAAGAAAAUCCAAAUACAAUUACAAUUUUAUCCGGUGAUAUUGUUAGUCCCUCAGCUUUAGGUAAUAGUAUAGUAAAUGGAUCAAUGUUAAAUGGUAAACAGAUGAUUGCUACAUUAAAUGUCCUUGGUCUUGAUUAUGCUACAUUAGGUAAUCAUGAAUUUGAUUUAAAAGUUGAAUCAUUACGACGUCGUUUAAAUGAAUCUCGAUUUCAAUGGAUAGCAUCGAAUGUUUAUGAACGUAAUACAACAAAAUCAUUUCAUAAUGUUUUACCAUAUAAAAUUAUAACUAUGAAAAAUAUAAAAAUUCUUCUUAUUGGUUUAACAAUUGAUGAUAAUAUGGGACCACCAACAGCUGAACGUUAUGUUACAAUAACACCUCAACGAGGUUUACCAGAAUUUACACAUCAACUUUUAAAACAUCUUCGUGAGAAUUUAAAUUUAAAAUGGGAUAUCAUAAUAUGUUUAACACAUUUAAAUAUGCAAAAUGAUAUUGAAAUAGUUGAACAUAAUCCAUCGAUUGAUGUACUUAUGGGUGGACAUGAACAUGAAAAUUAUUAUUUAAAACGUGGAUCAAAACAUACUCCAAUAUAUAAGGCAGAUGAUAAUGCAUUCUCGGUAUUUAUUCAUCGUUUUGCAUAUCAACCAAAAACAAAACAAUUAUUAAUUUUUUCUAAAUUAACACAAGUAUCAAGACGUUUUAAAGAUGAACCUGAAACAGCUAAAAUAGCAGAUUAUUUCUAUCAAGCUGGUUUACAAGCAUAUAGAGUUGCUGAUAAAGAAAGAAGUAGUUCACUAAUGGGAUUUUAUUCAUCGCGACAACUUUUUUGUCAUAUUAAAACAUUCUUUCGAAGUUAUGUACCGGAACAUGUAGUUUGUGUUUUACCAGCCGGACUUAAUUUUGAUGGUCGUUCAGCAGUAAUACGUUCUCAACAAACACACUUAACACGUGCAUUAUGUAAGGCAAUGAUGGAUGCAGUUCAUACAUCAAUAUGUGUAUUUAAUGCAGGUGCUAUUCGUCUUGAUGAUCAAUUGAUGGGUACAAUAACUCAGUAUGAUAUAUUACGUUGUUUACCAUUUCUAACUAAUAUAACAUCAGUACGUGUUGAUGGUAUAACAUUAGUUAAAGCUUUAAAUCGUGGUUUACAUAAUAUCAAUACUGGCAUGUUUGUAACCUAUAGUGGUUUAGAAUACGAUGCGACUCUAGAAAAAUGGUUUCUUCUUUCACCACGACAACCACUUGAAGAUGAAAAUUUAAUAUUAACAAUUGCUUCUAUACCUUAUUUUAUACAGAAUACUGAAUUAAGAAAUGCAUCAGAAGCACAACCUACAAAUAUAACAAUGACACGAGCUUUUAUUGAUUAUCUUGAGAAAAAUUAUGCAAAAGUAACACAUCAUAAAUUACCAUAA